CGCCCGGAGGUCGCGAUGGCGGAUGUGUCCGAGAGGACGUUGCAGCUGUCCGUGCUGGUGGCUUUCGCCUCCGGCGUGCUGGUGGGCUGGCAGGCGAACCGGCUGCGGAGGCGCUACCUGGACUGGAGGAAGCGGAGGCUGCAGGACAAGCUGGCGGUGAUGCAGAAGAAGCUGGACCUGGCCUGAGCCCGCGCUGCCUCCUGUGCGCGUCCCUGGGCGGCCGCGUCGCCUUCCCGCUGCGGCCACCGGAGCCGGGUGUGCCCGCCGCGAGCCCGCCGCGCCCGCGGGGUCGUGUUGAAGAUGGAUCUAGAGCCCUGAAUGGAACUAAUUUCUUCUUGUAAAUUAUGAGUAAAUUUUAUUUUUAAAAUAAAAAAUAUUGACAUCUUUGAACCUUUUAUCAAAGCGAAAGACGUUGCUUGCCUACCAGUUUACUGCAUCAAGAAACCUGGGAGUCUCAAACCUUGUUUUGAGUAGAUAUAAUCUUUUUAAAAGGGAGUUUCCAAGCAGUGUUCAAGCGAAGUGGGGCCCCUCCCAUAUUGGUUGAAGGGGCAGUUCAAUACAAGGGCCAGAGGAUGCUCUUGGGCGACCACGUAGCAUGGCUCUGGGGUCCCUACAUGUGCCUUAAUCCCAAACUGUCUUUCUGGCCCCAGAUACAUUCUCUUUUCAGGAAUGUAUGCCAGUUCUUUGUACCUACUGCAAGACAGUUGGCCUAUGUGUCUUUUUGGUUAACUUUAUUUGAGGGGAUCUGCUUAGGGAAGCAGACAACUGAAAGUAACAGGUAAGAAUGAUAUAAAUGAUAGAAGACUUUGCUUUCUGAGAGUGACUGUAUGCCUUCAAGUACAGAGUAUAAGUGUUUCUUCUGGGUUUUUGUUUGGCAAAGACUUCAUUUAUGUAUUUUAGGAUAUACAUGUGAAGGAGAAACCCUCCUGAAUAGCACUUAGUGAUCAUUUUCAACUGUAAGAAUCAGUGGAUGACCAAGUGUCCAGUUAGCAUGCUUUUGCAAGACAUGAGUUUGAGAACAUGACCUCUGCUCAUUCCUCUAAAGAUUAAUUUUAUGGCUUAUCAAAUUGAAUAGCUUCAUAAAAAUAAGAAAAUUCUGAGGCAUUUCUAUAGGAAGCUUAUUUCUUCUAUCUUUUUUUUAAAUUAAUUUAUUUUUUUAAUUGAAUCACCAUGUGGAAAGUUACAAAGCUUUCAGGUUUAAGUCUGUUAUACAAUGCUUGAACACCCAUCCCUUCACCAGUGCAUAUAUUCCACCACCAAGAAUUGCAGUAUACCUCCCCCCACGCCCCUACCUCCCCAGCCCUCACUUUACUUUCACUUUGGAUUUCCUCCAUCUUUACUGGGGCUGCUGUGUUUUCUUGCUUUCAGCUUAAUUAUCAUUCUAAGAUGAUAUUACUCAGGGGCUAAAACUAGUUCUUAGAGCUCUGUGUCAGCUGGACUGCCAUUUGCUCAAGUAUAUCAGCCACCAUUCUUCAUCAAGACUUAGAAUUGAGGUGCUGUGAGAGGUCAGUUUCCUAAACCCGAGCCCCCAGUGGCUCCAAUCUGUUUCUGUGGGCAUGUGAGCUACUUCUGGUAACUGGUAACCCUGGUCUUUCGUAUGUUGAUUCCUUUCUGAUUACUUACUUGCAGUGCCUGACUCGCUCAUCUACUUCCCUUUCUGUCAUCCCUGUCCCGUUGGGCAUUUGCAACUUAUUCCUGAGAGUCUCUAGGUUUUUAGGUAGUUUUUUAGCCAAUACAUAGCACUCCUGAUAUUCCCCUAGCUUUUGGCCUGAUGCCUUUUUCCACUCUGUCCAUGUGUUCUUCACUCUGUCAGUUCCUUUCAUAAUUGCCUUUCACAUUCCCUGUCUAGCUCUCUACCCUGUCCUUCAACACUUUGGGUUUUUUUUUAUCCCUGAAACCUUUGACUCACAAGGAGAUGUUACUUUUCAUAUCAGCAAAAACUGACAACUGAUGUUGGGAGUCCUGGUCGAAUGGUUAACCUGGAAAUGAUACCAGGCGUUCAGCCAUCUCCCUCCUAUUGAACUCAUCUGGGUUCUGUACAGUGUGUAGCGUUCCUAUUUGUCUCUGUUGUUGUCAUCACAAGUUACCUGUGUAGGAACAUACUCCCCUGUCAUGCCUUUCUCCAUCUAUGUUCCAUCUCUCAGAUGCCUUGGAUCUUAUCACAGGCUUGGAUCUCAUCACAUUGUGCUAGGUUUCCCUUCUUUCUUUUCAAUUGGUAAACCUCCCUCAGAGGAAACGGCAUCCUCCACGCGUCAUCUCUGCACAUUGUCCACUCCAGAACACUGGUUUUCCCACCAUGAAACUGAUGUCAUCACUCAUCCCAGAUUUCCCUGUUUGGCUUAGUUUCCAUAUUCACUUCUGCCUUCCUGAGUCACCAAACUGGUAAGAAAAAGACCCUUCGCCUUCUUCACUUGACUAGGUCAGAUAGGUUCUAACAGCAGCUGUACUCAUCUGGGUUCUGUACAGUGUGUAGUGUUCCUGCACACUCCUUCAACUCCCAGUCUACAUCUCAUCCCUAGUUUGUAGAUCUUUCUCAACCAGAAAAACUGCCAGAUGGAAAUUCGUUUGUUAGCACUGGAGAGAGUGAAGGUUUUCCAUGGAGCUGCAUGUUAUAAUCACCUGAAGGCUGUGGGGAAGGGCUUUAUAAAUACUGAUCCCUGCAGCUGACCAGAAAUUCUUGAUGUUUGUAGAUUGGGGUGUAGGCAGUGAUCCUGAUGUUCUCAUAUAUGGGAUAUAAAGAAACAGAAUUACAAAUGGCCAAACUCAUUGGAAUUGAAGAUUUAUUUACAGAACUGAGUAGACGUGUUGGGGGUGGGAGGCUGUUGCUUGCAGGGCCCUUGGAACACUGGUGGAGUGAAGUGGGAUCUGGUGAUGAGCGUGAUGUUGGAAUGAUGUAUGCAUGAGAAGCAUAAUAGUAUUGUAAAUUCCAGCACAUCAAUAAAAUUGGCAACAUUUUGAUAGAUUUAUCAGUGCACUUUUUUGUUUUGUUUACCUUUUCAAGGUUGUUCUGAAGUAGAUUAACCCACUAAUAUAUUUUUGUGCAUUUA
Molecule: messenger RNA, 3047 nt
Organism: Sorex araneus (European shrew)
Lineage: Eukaryota; Metazoa; Chordata; Mammalia; Eulipotyphla; Soricidae
Gene: MTLN
Product: mitoregulin
Exons: 2
Coding region: 16-186 (56 amino acids)
Biological process (GO): positive regulation of mitochondrial membrane potential
Cellular component (GO): mitochondrial inner membrane
Source: RefSeq, a predicted model, not a curated record